Messenger RNA from Porites lobata, 4900 nucleotides. The record is from the annotation of a GenBank genome assembly. NCBI's taxonomy places the organism in Eukaryota, Metazoa, Cnidaria, Anthozoa, Scleractinia, Poritidae.
AAAUUCCUCACGAAUUAAUUGGCGCACCCAGUUCACGAAACAACAAGCGAAAGUUGAAAAACAACGCAAGAAAAAUUGUAAACUUAACAAGGCAUGAUCAAAGUUAUAACAAGUUUUGUAAGCUGCUUAGCGGCGAUCUUGCUUGGGGUUUUGGCGUUGGCGACCGAUUUUUGGCGUGUUUGGUGGAGGGAAGCCAAAGAAAUCUCGGGGGUCCAAUUUAAUCACGAAGGAUUAUUUCACACUUGUCAUGAAACUAGCAUCAACAACACUGUAGUCGCUGCUGACAGCUGCACAGAUUUACAUGGUGAAGGGAGACCAGGUAUACAUUCACUGAAAAAAAUGUACAAAAAUGUUAUUCUUUACAAGGAAACGUUUCAUGUUUUAUGUAAGCUUAUGUGUUAAUGAUUCAACUUACAACUGAUGUUGUGUCUGUUAUAAACCCUCGAGGUACUAAAAUUGGUUAUGGGAUAGGUUACAGGACAUAAGCUCCGUGAUAAGUUACAUAUUAAGUACCAUUGUGCGAGAUUAAUAACACCGUGCUUCAUAUGUGAAAAUAUUGUCAUAAAGUGUAUUCCAAAUUUGAAGAGUUUUGGUUUAAAGUAUUCUUUCUAGAAUACCACACAUCAUUGUACUUUUGCUUAAAAACAGUAUUUUGGUGCAUAGGUUUAUGUAACGUACAAGCAUUGCGAACACAGAAACUCGUCAACAAUAUUUUUCUUUGAAAAAAAGUCAGUAAGACAGAGAUACGAAAUCACAAAUGUGCAAUGUCAGAAGGCCCCCUUGUGUUGUAUGUAUAUCAAUUUUUAAUUUGUGGCAUAGAAAGUGCUUCAUUUAUAUCAUUACAUUCAGAGGCCUAAUUACCAAAACUAUGUCAAUAAAUUAGGAGCAAAAUCAUUCUUUCAUGUUGCGAGCUGACUUUUCUUUUUUGUCCAAAAAAAAAUUAAGUCAGUUUCUUAUAUUUAAAAGCAACUUUUGAUCAUUUAAGACAAUGAUAUUGGACUUAAUUGCAGUGAAGCAAUAAUAAUAAUGAGUAAAAAAUAUUAUUAUUGUUUAAAGAUGUCUGUUAACUUACGAAAGGGAUGACUUCACUUUCAAGCAUGCUGUUGGUUCUUAUCUAGAUGUUUUGAAGUUGCACAGUUUGCAUCUGUGUUUCACUGAAAACAUGACAAAAUAAUAUUUCAUAAGUUCAUAGGUGGAUUUGAAUUUUUGCAAAUGAAAGCAUCUAUCUUAGGAAAGUCUGUGAUCAGCAUUGUAUUUCUGUUGCAAAGUCAGAAGCAGCGAGCAAAGAAAGUUGUAUCUGAUAACCUGGGACUAGUGGAUUUUGCUAUUGGGCCAGUGAAUUCUGUUUUUUACUAGCCCAAUGGGCAAGUGAUUUUUUUUGGGGAAAUUCAAAUUACAGAAUAAUAAAUCAAUCCUGCUCAUCAAAAUAUUUUUUUUCAGACUUGUUAAAAUGACUUUUGAGGUAGUGCAUGGUAACAACAGCUUACCCGAAUGGUAAGCUGUAAAACUGACUUUCUUUGCACCCUGCAAAAUUAGAAAAGAAAUUCAAAAAAAUUUUAUUAAAUGUACAAACCUGAAAAAUUAGUAACACCACGUUGAAGAACUGGUGGAGAGGAUUUAAAUUCAAUGGUUACAUCACAGGAUUUUGUCCAGACUAAAGGCUAGUUUUCACUCGCAACAGAAUCAGAGUCAUAGAAGUGUAGGACUUGAUGAUCUUUUGAAAACAGUGUUCUGGUUCCACUUAGACUCUGUCAUUUAGAAUCAAGCAUAAAACUAGGUCAACGGAGUCGCAAGGAGAAGCGAAAGAACUAAACCAAUCACAAAAUGUGGGAAUGAGCGUUGGGAUAUUGGUUUAUCCUUCCGCUUCUGCUUCCAACUCUGACGAUCUGUUUUUCACUAGAUCGUAAAUGUUGGAAUCAUAGGCGGAAAUAUCAAAAGAAAUUGGAAACAUUCUGAUUCUUCUGACUUUGAGUCUGUUGCAUUUAUGACUCUGCUUACGACUUUGAUUUUUGAUUUUCACAAGGUCAUGAGCACUCUUGCGACUUCCCCUACGAUUCUGACUCGGACUCUGUUGCUAGUGAAAACCAGCCUUAAAAAAACUUGCAGCAAUGCCAUUUUAUUUUCAGACUGGAAUGGUGUAGUAAUUGCAUUUAUGGUUUUGGGUCUCUUGUUCCACCUUGUUGCCUUCAUCUUUGCGAUUAUAGCUGCAUGUAGAAAAGGGCAUCCAUUCCCGUCAUUCUGGGUGGCUGGACUCUUCUUUAUUGCAGGUGAGUUUUCACUGGGCUGGAAAUGUUUGUGGAAUUCACACCAGGGUCAAGAAAUCCAUCCAAUAUUAGUUAGCCUGUGAAAACAGCCAUCUCCUCUUGCUCCUUGCCAAUAUAGACAUCUUGAAAUGAAGACAUCUGCACCUAAGCGACAGAAAUUCCAUACUGAUGACAUGAGAUCUGUCCAGAAUUUUCAUCAGGAGCUCUGAUUGUUCCACAUAGUUAGCUACUGUCUAUUAAUGACAAACAAAAGAUAAAAGGCCACAAAGGUCAAAUGUAAACACAAUGAAUCUGCUACAAAACAUUCAAUAUUCACUGAAUACAUUCUUCUUUAGAAGACGCAUUUGAGUUUUUCUGAAGCUCAAUCGCAGAAGAGCACAAAAAAAUUUUACCAUGAUAAUUGACCAGGGGAAACCUAAAACUCCACAAAUUCGUAUUUGGAACCCUAUGACUACCGCAUUAAUUAUGUAAACUUUGAUUUACGUCAUCAUAAUUGCAUUUCUGUCAUUGAAGCACAGACAUCUUUCCUUUGAAAAAUCCCUAGUCGCGAGAAGCGAGGAGAGACGGCUGUAUUUGCUUGCUAAACCCCAGUUUUCUGUCUGUAAUUUAUGCCAUACACAGGAGACACAUCACAGGGGGGAAAUCAUUUUUGGAUGGAUUCAGUAUGCAAAGAAAGCUGUGUCUAGCCUGGGACUAUUGGAUUCUGUUCUUAACUUGCCUGGUGGGCAAGUAAAGUGUUUUGGCGAAUUAAUAUUACUGAAGAACUGUAAUCAAUCCUACUUAUCCAAAAAAAAAAAUCAUGCCAAUUAAAAUAACUCUUGACGUGCACUAGUACAUGUUUGUCACAGCUUGCCCAAGUGGCAAGCUGUAAAACUAACUUUCUUUGCACCCCAUGGAAUGCUCAUGUCUAGUGUAGUGAUAUGAAAGGAUAAGACAAUUCUUUGUUGAUUGGGAAACUUGUGUAAAUUUUUGUCUAGGGUUUUUUCGUAUAAAUUUUAGUCAAGAAUACUAAUCAAAAUUCAUCCAAAUUCACACUACUAAGGAUGGAGACAUCUUAUUUGUCUCAGAGAUUGGUUUCUUAUCUUUUAGCGUGUCUUUGGCUUAAAAAAAAAAUUAGCCUCAGUGGGCAUCAUUGCCUUAUUAAUAAUGAUAACAAAAAAAUUGCCUGAAAAAUACAACUGUGAAAAUCUUUUGGGAAACAAUUUAUUCCCCUCUAUGUAUAUUUCUUACCACUCUAAAAUAAUUUUAUGUCAAUGUUAUUUUUUGUUUUCAGCAAUACUGGUCAUCAUUGCCUUAUUGGUUUACACAUUCCAUAAUUGGAAAUCUGACGUAUUCUUUAGCUGGUCUUAUGGUGGAGGAUGGUCUACAGUGGCUUUAUCCAUUAUAGCAGUGGUUUUAAUAAUGGCUGAUCGCUGAGAAUGGUUAAGAGCUCAUCUGACAACAGAAAUUCUCUUCAUGUAAACAUUGCACUUUUUUGGUCAUAGUCUUUUUAUUAUUUAUGUUUCAAGAGCUGCAGGACAUAACUAGCUUUCUGGGGGGUCACUUAUAACAUGCCAUUUGUAUUAUUUUUUAGUGGAGACAGAGGUCGUUACUGGUUUAUGAAAAUUGCAUCAAAGGCAAGAUUUUGUAGUCUCUCUUCAGGUUUAUUGCUGGCACAAAAUUUUAGGCAUAAAAUGUAGUUCUUGGUAAAAGAAAACGUUAUAAGUGGAAUUGACCUCAUCAAGGCUGUGCUCUAACAAAAUUGAAGGGAGCCGAAUGCUAUUAAAUCCAGGGUGCCCAGCAUAUGAUGUGUAUGAAAAGACUAAGAUUCUUUGUUACCCAAGACCAAAACUUAGGUGCCACCGACCACGGGGCACUGGUAGAGUAAAGCCUUGUCCAUCCAAAAAAGCAGUUAUACCUUCAACCCUGUUGUCAAUAGCACAGAAAGAUACAUGAAGAGUAGGAAGAGACUCAUCUAACUUUGAGGCGUACCUCUCAAUAGAAAUGUUUAUUGAAAGAAAUGUCGGUGGGCUCAUCUAACUUAACUUUAAAAAAAAACCUAUCACUUUGACAGUCCAAUGUUUAAUCACCUCCUGCAUUGUACAGCUAAAUAAAAGCUUGAAGGGUCUCAAAUUACAUUGGCCAAAUAUCCUCUACUUUUCAACUGGUAGUAUUUUAGAAAGAAAAUGGGACUGAUCAAUUUCUCUUUCUCUUGUUUGCUCAUGUAAAUAUGCUUUCCACAAGACUUCUGACCAGUUGACACCAACAGGUUACAAAUUUUUAGCUCUGUUUUUAGUAGAUAAAAUUAAUGGUAGGGUCACAUCCCAAAUGUUUUUUUGUCCUCAUGAAGAUUUUUUCAUAGGUUAUUUAGUGUUCGUUGGAAUUAGGAUUUGUCAUUGCUUCCCAGAAACAGUUAUUUUGUAAAGUGCAAGAAGAAUCACUGAUAACAUUUUAGUUUUGCAUAUUCUCUUAUUGUGAGCCACAAUGUUCAAGAUUAAUGUACAUACAAGUUGUAAUAUUGCCAGGCUCUAAAGUGUUUCUACCCUAACAAUUUUUGGUUGUAUUUAUCGUUAUCAUUGUAGAGUUACAUGUAGAAGAUUGAUGAACUGUUGGAACUAUUUCUGUGACUAGGAUUUCCUUUAUACUGUUUUGGACAG